UUCUUCCAAACAUGUCUUUUCCAGAGUCAACCAGUCCUUCUAAUGAAGAAGAGGCUUUCUACAUGCACUGCAGAGCCGCAUACAUCUCUGUGUUCAGAUCUAGUUUGAUAAAUAUCGCCUCCAAACAGCAACUAUGUCGGGUUCUCCAGCAGGCUGGUAGAAAUCCAUCCCUAGCAACUCUCAGCAAAUACUGGACCCCGACAACAUCCAAACUGAACUUCGAUGACUUCUGUGAGAUUCUCAAGCGUGAGAAAAAAACUGAGGAAACUGAGCUGCUGAGGGCCUUCAAAAAGAUGGAUGUGAACAGUGAUGGCUACAUCUCUCACAGUGAACUGGAGAAGGCCCUUACUACUAGGGGAGAGAAAAUGACCACUGAAGAGGUGAAUGCAAUUUUCUCAUUACUGGACAUCAACAAAGACGGGAAACUGGACUAUUCAGAAUUCUGCAGAGUGUUUGUGUCUACGGUGGAGCAGUGUCAGGCAGCUGUUUUGGAGAGGCUUGAGGCUAACGCCAAGCUGAAGAGACAGAACUUUGGCAGUCAGUCGUACAGCCCUCCAAAGAGCUCUGUGUCAUCAGCAUCACCAGCUGUAGAAUCGCAAGCGGCAGCGGCUCUUCCUCAGCCUCCAGAAACUCCGCGGGCAGACUCAGACACAGCACUCAAGAAAGACAGCCGAUCAUCCUCCCGUCCUUCUUCUGCUCGCAGCAGGCGGUCGUCCCUGUCGAACCCGAUCACUAUGACAUCCAGCAGCGCGAAGGCCAGCAAAAUACAAGAGCCCUCAGGCUUACAGGAGUGGCAUCACAGUUACGUGAAGGGCUGUUUCUACUUGGAGCAUGAUGGGAGUGUGAGCUCUCUGCAGUACCAACUCCACAUCCCCCAGACAACCAACGUCUACCUAACAAUCCAACCACUCGGCCUCAGCCACAGACCCGACAAGCCUUCAUCGUGGAUAACAGUGGACACGGCUCUUUUUGUCACAUCAGCUGGUGAAACCAAAGACGACUCAACUUUAGUGUGUUUCACUGAGUCAAAAGACAGAGAGAAGUACAUUUGGAGAGGAGAGUUGAAUGCCGGGACUUACUUCCUGUUUCCCUUCACUAGCGGCUGCAGACUAAGGAAAAGGAGCAAAAAGAGCGUUUGUAAUAAACCUGUCGAGCUUGUCUACAGGACUGACAGUGGGGAACUGGACCUCACCAGAGAGCUCAGGGAGGUGCUGUCUGACAUCUUUGAGGUGAUAGACAUUGACGGAAAUGGUUUGCUCAGCUUGGAGGAGUACAAUUUCUUUGAGCUGAGGAGCAGUGGAGAGAAAUGUGACAGGGAUGCCUGGGCAGUCUGCAAGGAGAACUUUGAUAUGAGAAAGAACCAGCUGACACGGCAAGGCUUCAUGGAGCUGAACCUGAUGGAGGCCACAGAGAAAGAUGGAGACCCUGCUGACCUGUGGGUCACUCUGGAAGCCAUGGGCUACAAUCGAAUGCUGGAGCUGGUAAAUGCUUGUCCAUUUCAGAUAGACGUACACUGUGAAGGUACUCAGCCAUCCAUCCAGCCACUCACGAUGGACUCGGGGUCCAAGCUUCUGAACCAGGCUAUCCAGAAGUCUAUCACAGCUCGGACAGGGGCCAAAGCACUGAGGGGACAAGACAACGUCUUCAUCUACACCUACCGAGGAGAACACAGAAUCUCCUCUCUCAUAGCCAACAAGAACAACCAGAAAGUGACUGUCCAUGUAAGCAAUGAGCAGAGCAGGAACUGCUGCACCAGCAGAGGCCUGAGUGUUUUUGCUGUCGAGGUGCCAGCCAGGACUAAGAUGGUGUGCCAACAUGUCCUGCCUAUUAAUGAGAGACAGGAUUGGACUUACAACUGUCUGGAGACCAUACUGCCCUGCACGUAAAGCUGUGCUCCCAUCAGUCAUUUAAAGCCUGCUUGUACUGGUGAUACUGAGAAGUGAUGGGCCACAGAUAUUCAUAAAAGACUGGAUUUAAUUGGGAUACACAGUCCAGAAGGAACACUACCGAAUCAUUUCAACUUUUAAAAGCUUUGAUCAAAGCUUACCUUUGUGUCUCAUAAAGCCUGAAAUAUCAGACUGCGACACCAGGGGCUGAGACCUUCUGCCACUGUGACCUGCUCAGUGCCAGAGAUGGUCACUGUAGUCAUCAAGUAAAGCAGAUAAAGGUUGCUUCUGUUUGUUUUGGUUUUUUUGUUGUGCCUUUAUAUUCAUAAUAUACUUUGGUUAAUGUAGAGAAAUGUAUGUAUCACAAUUAAGGUUCUUCAACAACAUCCUAUCACAAAUAAAUGAUUUUUAGCUUUGUCAUGUCACUGUAUACAGUCAUGUAAUUAUAAAGGCUGAAACAAAUGUUUUUAGAUUUUCAGAUUUUACUUUUGAUAUGUUUUUUUUUUACUUUGGAAGAUACUUUUCAUCGUGUAUAUGUAAAUAUAAUUAUAAUAUUUAUAUCGCAGAUGUUCCUUGAUGUCCUUUCAGUAUGCCACACAUGAAGCUCUUGUUUCAAGAGAAAAUGCAUGAAAUAAAGGCUGAUGCUCUCCUGUUUCACUGUGACUUUUAGUUCCUGU
Messenger RNA from Scatophagus argus, 2563 nucleotides. RefSeq names its product EF-hand calcium binding domain 7 (gene efcab7). The transcript is spliced from 13 exons. The record is from RefSeq and is a predicted model, not a curated record. Gene Ontology annotation, molecular function: calcium ion binding. Lineage: Eukaryota; Metazoa; Chordata; Actinopteri; Scatophagidae. Bases 12 to 1886 code for a protein of 624 amino acids.